GCGUGGCUUCCCUUCCGCUUUGGCGCGAGACACCCGAGCGCACCCCCUUCUUGGGUUGAGAUCGCGCGUGCGAAGUAGGUAGAGCAGAUCUCGAGAUCUCCGCUUUGUUCUCUUCACGAUUUGUGACUCGCUCUACUACAACGACGGUCGAGGACAAAGGAAACGGAGACUAAGAUUUUGAAGCUGUAAGGUGUCUACAUGGCCGUCAGAAGAGGACACAUAAGGUAUUUAAAAGUUUGUGAGGUUCAGAACCAGGGUAAUGACAGAGACUCACACAAGAGUGGCAACUCAGUAAAGCAGGAAGUAUACGACAUGCCGAACGGUUACGAGGACCAAAUGGGCGAUGAGCCGAGUGAUGCGAAAACCAACCUGAUCAUCAACUACUUGCCCCAGAACAUGAGUCAGGAGGAGCUUCGGAGUCUCUUCAGCAGCAUUGGCGAGGUGGAGUCGGCCAAACUCAUAAGAGACAAGAUGGCAGGCCACAGUUUAGGGUACGGAUUUGUUAACUAUGUUAACCCUAAUGAUGCAGAAAGGGCAAUCAAUACACUCAAUGGCCUGAGACUACAGUCUAAAACUAUCAAGGUGUCAUAUGCCAGGCCGAGCUCUGACAGCAUCAAAGAUGCCAACCUGUACAUCAGUGGUUUACCCAAGACCAUGGCACAGAAGGAUGUAGAGGACAUGUUUACCCAGUACGGGCAUAUCAUAAACUCCCGCAUACUGGUCGAUCAGGCCUCGGGUCUGUCUCGUGGAGUUGCAUUCAUCCGUUUCGAUAAGAGGUCUGAAGCGGAGGAAGCCAUCAAGGAUCUUAAUGGAUCCAAACCAGCUGGUGCCUCUGAACCAAUCACAGUGAAGUUUGCUGCCAGUCCAAACCAGACCAAGAAUUCCCAGCUGAUCUCUCAGCUGUACCCCACUCAAUCCCGUCGGUUUGGAGGACCUGUUCAUCACCAGGCGCAGCGCUUCAGGUUUUCACCCAUGAGUGUUGACCACAUGAGCGGCGCCUCCGGGGUGAACGUGUCCGGUAGCUCUUCCUCUGGAUGGUGUAUCUUCAUCUACAACUUGGGUCAGGAUGCAGACGAAGGCUUCCUGUGGCAGAUGUUUGGUCCGUUCGGUGCUGUCACCAAUGUCAAGGUCAUCCGUGACUUUAACACCAACAAAUGCAAAGGGUUUGGGUUUGUUACCAUGACAAAUUACGAAGAGGCCGCAAUGGCCAUCGCCAGCCUGAAUGGAUACCGCAUGGGAGACCGAGUCCUGCAAGUGUCGUUCAAAACCAGCAAGUCUCACAAGUAAAGGGACUAUUUUUUUUUUUCUGUCAUAAAAGAAUCUGAAAGUUAAUUGCUGUUUGUUCUAAAGAUUGCAGUUAUUGUUGACUGUGUCUGCAUAAACAUAAUUCAUACAUCUGUGUUGGGGGUGAAACAAGUUUGUGCUCUCUGGGGUUGAGCAAAAACUAGAAUGUUGCAUUAUUGGUUUUGUCCUUGAUGCCUGGCAUUUGUAAAACCCUGGACAAUGAAAAAAUUUCAGAUAUAAAUCGGACGAUAAUUUUUUUUUUUUAUAUAGUUUUUUCUGUCAUAAAAGAAUCUGAAAGUUAAUUGCUGUUUGUUCUAAAGAUUGCAGUUAUUGUUGACUGUGUCUGCAUAAACAUAAUUCAUACAUCUGUGUUGGGGGUGAAACAAGUUUGUGCUCUCUGGGGUUGAGCAAAAACUAGAAUGUUGCAUUAUUGGUUUUGUCCCUGAUGCCUGGCAUUUGUAAAACCCUGGACAAUGAAAAAAUUUCAGAUAUAAAUCGGACGAUAAUUUUUUUUUUAUAUAGUUUUUUGGGGAUUUUUUGCGCAAACACUGUUACGAUGCUUUAAAGAUACCAUGGCAUUGUUGCUCUUUCCCUUCCUCACACUGGACUUAAUGGUCCCGUUUUCUUCAUUAUAUUAUAACAGGGGUGGCGAACGUCGGUCCUGGAGAGCCGCAGCCCUGCAGAGUUUUGCUUCAACCCUAAUC
Messenger RNA from Sinocyclocheilus grahami, 1988 nucleotides. RefSeq names its product ELAV-like protein 1. Gene Ontology annotation, cellular component: ribonucleoprotein complex. The transcript is spliced from 8 exons. Gene Ontology annotation, molecular function: RNA binding. Bases 199 to 1287 code for a protein of 362 amino acids. Lineage: Eukaryota; Metazoa; Chordata; Actinopteri; Cypriniformes; Cyprinidae. The record is from RefSeq and is a predicted model, not a curated record.